AUGCGGUACAGUGCCGACGUACGGACCUCGGGAUACGGUACAUUGCCGAUGACAGGAAUGGGAUUCAGGAAAGAUAUAAACAUCGCCAAUCGAAACAUCCUCCCGUAUCUAAGACAACAAUUAAAUGCAGCAAAGAUGGAAAAGAAAAUAAUGGCCAAAAGACUGGUUCCUGUUAUAUCGCUUAAAGACUUUGAGCAACGCAAAGAUGAAAUCACAGCACAGCUGAUAAAGGCAGCCGAGUAUGCUGGUUUCUUUACCUUGGUUGAUCAUGACAUUUCGAAGGAAGAAAUUGAGGCCCAAUUCUCUAUUUCCAAGGCUUUCUUUGAUCUCCCGGCUGAGAUAAAGGGCAUAACUCCCCAUGAUACUAAGAACAACAAUGGAUGGGAAUAUAAAGCUCAGCUGCGUCCCAGUACCGGCAUGUACGACCAGAAAGAGUCACUUUGGCUCCAACGCAAGUCCGAAUGGCCAAGCGAUGACCACGUGCCUGGGUUUCGAGAUACGACGCUUGAGUUCAUGCAGAAAUGUGCAGAAAUCUCCGAUCAGCUCUUAACAUGCUUCGCGCGUGCACUUGGAUUUGAAGAAGACUACUUUAAGAUUGCGAACGAUCCUUUUCAGCCGGACUGCCUAACUCAACUCCGUCUAAUUCACUAUCCACGGUCCGACAAAGCUAUCGGAACAUGGAGGGCAGGAAGUCAUACUGACAUCGGAUGUCUCACUCUUCUGUUCCAGCGCGAUGGAGAGGAUGGACUAGAAAUCUGCCCCGGUCGGGAAAGUCAUUCAAGUUUCGCAAGCGGAGACAUCUUCACACCUCUUCCGGCUCAAACAGGCCCCAUUGUCGUCAAUAUUGGAGACAUGCUCAUGGCUUGGUCGGAUGACCGCUUGAAAUCCAACUUUCACCGAGUGCGGGCUAAGGACGAUGGCAUAUCGCCGUCUCGAUACUCGAUCGCUUAUUUCAAUCAAGCAAGGCGCGACUUCAUACUGCAGGGGCCGCAGAAAAAAUAUCCCCCAAUAAGUGUUGGAGAGUACUUUGCCCAGUCGGUCGCUAAGAACUUUAGUGAGUCGAUGAAAGCGGCUGUAUAA
Messenger RNA from Penicillium waksmanii, 1080 nucleotides. RefSeq lists its product as uncharacterized. The transcript has 6 exons. Gene Ontology annotation, molecular function: dioxygenase activity. The record is from RefSeq and is a predicted model, not a curated record. Bases 1 to 1080 code for a protein of 359 amino acids. Lineage: Eukaryota; Fungi; Ascomycota; Eurotiomycetes; Eurotiales; Aspergillaceae.